CCCUAACGUGUAUAUGUGGUGGUUUCCAGCCGCGAGGAUGUUGGUGGCUGCUCUGCUCAUUCUGGUCACUAAUUUGGAGCAGGUGGGAGCUUUCAGUCUGACCGUCACUGAGAGUCACAUAGAAGCCACAGCCGGACAAUCUGUGUACUUCCUGGUAAUGCCCAGUGAACAGGGAAGUUUUACUAUAACAUGGACAGUCAACACCAGCUCCACAAUCGCAUCAGCACAGGGAACAGCAGUGAAGUACUUUGGAGACUACCAGGGUCGGGCUGAGCUUUACCCCAACAAUGCCACUCUACGUCUGGACACAGUGACUCCGGCUGAUUCCGGUUCGUACUCAGUGAUUGUGUUUGAAUUAAGCCACGGAACAGCCACAGCAGCUUUACAACUGCGUGUUCACACUCCGGUGUCCAAUGUGAGCAUCAGUCUGAGUCCAGACAAGGAGAUAUUUAUCGAGAACAAAGAUACAGCGACACUAAGAUGUACAGCGAUGGGAUCGUUCCCCACCUAUUCCUGGGCACUGGAUGGAAACCCGUUACCUCUAACCCCACGUUACACACUGUCUGCAGAUAAUAGCACUCUGACAAUCAGCCCCGUACACAGGAGCGACAGUGGAGGGUUUAUCUGCACGGCCAGUCACCUGGUGGGCAGUGACAGCAGUAAACCAGUGAAGCUGGUGAUAACUUAUGGCCCUGAUCCACCCACAGUUGAAGUGAUCGGGCUGGAGCUAUGUGGCAGCUUGUUCUCAGGCCACUACUGUGGGAAGGAGGGAGAUUUAGUGACACUCAACUGUCAGACGAAAUGUUUCCCAGAGUGUAACUACAGGUGGACACAUAACACCGCGGUCAUUGCCGGCAACACCUCACAGCUGCCUAUAGAGAGCCUCACGUUCCAAAGCAGCGGGGAUUACACUUGCAAUGUGGAGAGCGAUUACACCACGAUUAGCCGCACGGAGAAGGUUUCAAUCCUCGUGUACAGGGCUCCCACACAGCAGAUCACAUGCGGAGCAGCAGAUAAAGGAACAGCAUUGGUGUUGAUGUGCUCCUGGGCUGGUGGGGUGCCAGACACUGUCCUUCAGCUGAAGGUCGGACAGACGAUUGUCAUUGAGACAAACGAGGGGAAUGUCACCAUCACAAAGGAUCAGCUCAGCUCCCGAGAGAUCUUCACAUGUGUUGGACGCCAUGUUGUCUCUGACAGUCAAUGCUCUAUAGUCAUUGAUAAACCCCAGAGAGCGUCAGGGUCUGAGCCUCAGGUGGAAGUGGGGAAGGAGGCAGAUGUGACCUUAGACGUGUCACUGACAGACACAGUGCGGGUGUCAGACCCUGGCCUGCUGCCCGCACACUUUACAUGGUCGAAGGAAGACAACUCCAUCACUGGCUCUGACGGCAAGUUCAACAUCACCUCAGGACUAACCUUCUCUAAACUGCUCAUCAGUAAAUUCCAGGCAACCGAUCAGGGCACAUAUCAAUGCCGUGUCACUAACGCAAUGGGAGAGAACUUCUUCCAAUUUGACGUGACUUUGAAAGGCGGAGUGAAUGUGGCCCUGAUAGUGGGGACAAUAGUGGGGGCUGUGGCUGUGGUGGUCAUUGCAACACUCGCUGUGGUGUACGUUUACAGGAAACGUAAGGAAGCCAAAACACAGCAAGAGACAGAGGGUGAACCACACUACGAGACCAUUGAUGUCAGAGCUUCCUCUGCCAAUGUCUCCCAGAAGGAUUCAGGCCCUUACAUGGACCUUGGAAAGCACCAAAAAGAUAUUUAUCACAAUUUACGUCGUAAUGGCACCAGGAAGUAGAUAGCUGUGACAACGUAGAUCGAUUUCAAGAUCCUUUCAAUCAUCUACAAAUCUCUUCAGGCUCUGGCACCUCCCUACCUCUCUCUCCGACCUGCUGACCCCCCCAACCCACUACCCACUGCCUCCUCUCGGCUGCCUCCGGCCUCCUGCGUGUCCCUCGUGCCCUCUGAUCCAUCAUGGGGGGUCGUAUUGUCAGACUUUGGAGUUCUCUCCCCCGAUCUCUCCGCCUUUCCACCUUUCCUCCCCUCUCCUAUCCUCGUCCCUCUUUCUCACGACUGAACAUCUUUCUCUUUGACCAUGCUCACGGUCACCUACUCCCUGUCUCUCCCUGACUCUGCGUCAGGCUCCACCACUCCGAGACGCUACCCUCGUAAAGGGCGCUGUGUAAAUACAAGUUGUUAUUGUUGUUGUUGUUGUUGUGACUUAUCGGCUCACUGAGAAGUUAAUGUUAUUUACCAGGAGUUCAGUAUUCAGGGUGAAACGUUGGGCAAGUUUCCUUACUCCACACACACAGACACAUACGCAGACACAGACUCACACACACACACAUACUCACAGAAACGCACACACACAGACAUACACACACAAACAGACAUGCACACACAGACACACACACGCGCGCGCGCCUCUGUUUACCAAGCAGAAAGUAAUCUCGCUUGUUAGUCAACAGCCAAUUAAUUGCACAGAGGUGUCCCACAAA
Molecule: messenger RNA, 2495 nt
Organism: Callorhinchus milii (elephant shark)
Lineage: Eukaryota; Metazoa; Chordata; Chondrichthyes; Chimaeriformes; Callorhinchidae
Product: V-set and immunoglobulin domain-containing protein 10-like
Exons: 10
Coding region: 14-1795 (593 amino acids)
Source: RefSeq, a predicted model, not a curated record